UUUUAAUCAUCUGUUUCUGAAGGUCACUGAAGAGGCAAAUUAUCAAGUGCUCGUUUGAGCCACUUUUAGCGUUGAAGGCUAUAAUACCUUCUUUGGCCAACAGACUGCCUUACUCCAGUUGUUGUCAAUCAAAAAUAAUCUAAUAAUUUUCUUGUGAUGGACAAUGAAGAGUUUUAUGAUCAAAAACAAAAUAUGGAACGAAUUGCUGAAGUUGAAAAGCUAUUCGGGUUUCCAUCUAAUAAACUAGUGACUUCAAAUCGUGUAUUAAUUGGAGAAGGUGUUUUGACAAAGAUAUGUAGAAGAAAACCUAAACUGAGGCAUUUUUUCUUAUUUAAUGAUGUGUUAAUGUAUGGAAAGAUUCUUGUAAAUAGAAAAGUUCUUCGUAAUCCACAAUUCAUAGAUCUCUCUGAGUCCUCUAUUAAAAAUGUUGUGGACAAUGGGAUCUACCGGAAUGGAUUUUCAAUUCUUAGUCCAAAAAAGUCUUUCACUGUUUAUGCAAGCACUGCUGAAGAGAAAACACAAUGGAUGGUUCAUUUGAAGAAAUGUAUCUCAUGUUCUCUUUCUUCUACUGUACAAAAUGAUUCAGUUGCGAAAUCCCCAAUAUGGAUUCCAGAUUCCGAAGCAUCUCAUUGUAUGGUAUGCGGUACUAAAGAAUUCAAUAUUGUUCAUCGAAGAAAACUAGUGACUUCAAAUCGUGUAUUAAUUGGAGAAGGUGUUUUGACAAAGAUAUGUAGAAGAAAACCUAAACUGAGACAUUUUUUCUUAUUUAAUGAUGUAUUAAUGUAUGGAAAGAUUCUUGUAAAUAGAAAAGUUCUUCGUAAUCCACAAUUCAUAGAUCUCUCUGAGUCCUCUAUUAAAAAUGUUGUGGACAAUGGGAUCUACCGGAAUGGAUUUUCAAUUCUUAGUCCAAAAAAGUCUUUCACUGUUUAUGCAAGCACUGCUGAAGAGAAAACACAAUGGAUGGUUCAUUUGAAGAAAUGUAUCUCAUGUUCUCUUUCUUCUACUGUACAAAAUGAUUCAGUUGCGAAAUCCCCAAUAUGGAUUCCAGAUUCCGAAGCAUCUCAUUGUAUGGUAUGCGGUACUAAAGAAUUCAAUAUUGUUCAUCGAAGACAUCAUUGCCGACAUUGUGGCAAAGUUGUUUGUGAUAAAUGCUCCGCUUAUCGUUGUAUCCUUCCGUAUCAAGGUUCAUCACGUGUACGUGUUUGUUCAUUGUGUCAUACAGAUUUAUCGACUGGAAGAAACAGUUUAGUCAGUUCUGAUGAUCAACAACAACAACAGCAACCACAACAACAACAAUCUGUUGAUUCGUCGUCUUGUUCAAUGAACAGUCAAUUAGAUAGUACAGUUGAUGUUGGUACAGUGGAGGACAAUGGUACCUUUAUGCCAACUUAUCUGGGUGACGUCGAUAUGAAUAAUGAUGAAAUAAGCACUGAAAGUGAUACAGAUUCAGAUAAUAUUGAGGAGUACAAAGUUGAUAAAUUCAUUUCUAGUUGA
Schistosoma turkestanicum is the source of this 1494-nucleotide messenger RNA. Lineage: Eukaryota; Metazoa; Platyhelminthes; Trematoda; Strigeidida; Schistosomatidae. The record is from the annotation of a GenBank genome assembly.